CGGCUGGGCAGGAUUCCGGACAACGCCUGGUUCCUCUCGGGUCCUUCCGGCGUCGCCGGAGUGAAUUGAUCCGGGAGUUGAAGAGGGCUCCAAAGGUGGGAAGUGAAGUCCGUGCCUCAGUUGCCGAUUGCUGUUCUUUUUUGUGUACCAUUCUUUAUCAUAUAUACAUAGAAAAGGAAGAAAUUCUGCAGUGAAUGAAGAUUCCUUUGCAUUUAGCAUUGCUUUUUCUACUGUAGUUGGCUUUUGAAUGAGGAUGACAAUGGAAGAGAUGAAGAAUGAAGCUGAGACCACUUCCAUGGUUUCUAUGCCUCUCUAUGCAGUUAUGUAUCCUGUGUUUAAUGAGCUAGAACGAGUAAAUUUGUCUGCAGCUCAGACCCUGAGAGCCGCUUUCAUUAAGGCUGAAAAGGAAAAUCCAGGCCUCACACAAGACAUCAUUAUGAAAAUAUUAGAGAAAAAAAGUGUAGAAGUUAACUUCACAGAGUCCCUUCUUCGUAUGGCAGCUGACGAUGUAGAAGAGUACAUGAUUGAACGACCAGAGCCAGAAUUCCAGGAUCUAAAUGAAAAGGCACGGGCACUUAAACAGAUUCUCAGUAAGAUCCCAGACGAGAUCAAUGACAGAGUGAGGUUUCUACAGACAAUCAAGGAUAUAGCUAGUGCAAUAAAAGAACUACUUGAUACAGUGAAUAAUGUCUUCAAGAAAUAUCAAUACCAGAACCGCAGGGCACUUGAACACCAAAAGAAAGAAUUUGUAAAGUACUCCAAAAGUUUCAGUGACACUCUGAAGACAUAUUUUAAAGAUGGCAAGGCAAUAAAUGUGUUCAUAAGUGCCAACCGGCUAAUUCAUCAAACCAACUUGAUACUUCAGACCUUCAAAACUGUGGCCUGAAAGUUGUAUAUGUUAAGAGAUGUACUUCUCAGUGGCAGUAUUAAACUGCAUUUAUCUGUAAAUUUUAAAGUUUGACUGUAUAAAUUAUCAGUCCCUCCUGAAGGGAUCUAAUCCAGGAUGUUGAAUGGGAUUAUUGCCAUCUUACACCAUAUUUUUGUAAAAUGUAGCUUAAUCAUAAUCUCACACUGAAGAUUUUGCAUCACUUUUGCUAUUAUCAUUCUUUUAAGAAUUAUAAGCCAAAAGAAUUUACGCCUUAAUGUGUCAUUAUAUAACAUUCCUUACAAGAACUGUAAAUAUUGGUGUUUGUUUCUGACAUUUUAACUUGAAAGCGAUAUGCUGCAAGAUAAUGUAUUUAACAAUAUUUGGUGGCAAAUAUUCAAUAAAUAGUUUACAUCUGUUAAACAUUUCUUUACUUGAAAAAGAAGGAUGCAUAUAUAUAUGUGUGUGUAUAUAUGAUCAGAAGACCAAGACAACUUGGUCUAAUGUUAAAUCUUCUAAUGGGAGCUUACUAGCAGUUUAUCAAAUAAUAAAGCAACAAGAAUUCC
Messenger RNA from Peromyscus leucopus (white-footed mouse), 1431 nucleotides. RefSeq names its product programmed cell death 10 (gene Pdcd10). The record is from RefSeq and is a predicted model, not a curated record. The transcript has 8 exons. Gene Ontology annotation, cellular component: Golgi apparatus; FAR/SIP/STRIPAK complex. Gene Ontology annotation, molecular function: protein kinase binding. Bases 248 to 886 code for a protein of 212 amino acids. Lineage: Eukaryota; Metazoa; Chordata; Mammalia; Rodentia; Cricetidae. Gene Ontology annotation, biological process: positive regulation of MAP kinase activity; regulation of Golgi organization.